AUGAUGGUAACGAAAAGCAGAGUUUCAAGAAGCGUGGAUGCCGUGUCUUUAAAAUUUGACAAAUCAAUUUUGCCAACAGUUAAAUCCCAGAUUUCGAAUAAAGAAUUGAUAAAUAGAUUGAUUGCUUUGCAUGAUGAAUUAUCCAAUAUUGACGACUCGAGUGUAAACUUAUCGAAUUACACAACUGAUUUGGUGAACAAGAAAUUGCUUAGUCACACAAGCUUGGGGGUUCAGGCUUACUUAUGUUGUUGUCUUUCGGAUAUUCUUCGUAUAUUUGCUCCGAAUGCACCUUAUUCCGACCAACAAUUGUCGGACGUGUUUAAGCUUUUCUUCAAGCAGUUUUCGAGAUUAUCUGCUAAAAAAGAUGACCCCUUUUAUCAGCAACAUGUUUAUCUUUUAAAACGAUUGGCUGAAGCUAAAUCGACCAUUAUUAUAACUGAUUUACCUGAUCUGGAAUCAUUGAUUGUCAGCAUCUUCACCACAUUUUAUAAUUUGGCAGUAAAAGGAUUCCCCAUAGAGCUUGAGACCAUAAUAACAGACAUUUUGUCUGAAGUAUUGUCUGAAGCCGAAGUUGUUCCUCAUCAAAUAUUGCAAUUGAUUUUGCAAAAAUUUGCUAAUCACGACCCUAGUAAAUUAUUACUGAAUAGUGGUAUAACAAGUCCUGAAUUCAACCUUUCGUUGUCAAUUUGUGAAAAUAAUAUAGACAGAAUGUCGCGUUUGGUGGCUCAGUAUUUUUCAGAAAUACUUUAUGAUAACACCAAUAACAUCGAAGAAGAAACACUUGACGAUGAUAAAAAUAAGCUGAAUUCGAAAUCUCAUACCAAAUUUUCACAAGCCAUGGAUAUUCUAAAGAAAGUGCACCAUUUGUCAAUACAGUUAUGGAAGUUCAUUCCUAGUGUAUUAUCAUCCGUUAUGGCACUUAUAGAUGAUGAACUAAAUGCUGACGAUGAAAAAGUGAGAAUAUUGGCUACAGUUACAAUAGGGCAAAUGCUAGGUUCACCAGUAUAUCUCUCAGCUUCAACAAAUGUUAACUUUUUUGUGACUUAUAAACAAACAUGGAAUAAUUGGUUAAAGAAAACAUCCGACGUUUCUUCAAACGUAAGAAGCAAGUGGGUUCAACAAGUACCAAGUAUAAUUUGUUCCAAUAACUAUACAACCACAGAGAUUAAUCAAAUGUUGUCAGCUUGUGUGCACAAAUGUCUUGUCGAUACAGAAGAAAAAGUAAGAGAAGCUGCUUGUGUAUGUUUAAGUGAAGUUCCUUAUCAACAAUUCAUAAGUAAGAUGGCUACAACAGAGUUGGUCAACACGUUAUUUAAAUUGACAAGAGAAAAACACGCCUCUAUUCGGAAACUUUCAAUUAAAAUUUUGGGUUCUUAUUAUGCUAGUUACAUGAAAGCUGAGAAGAAUAUGCAGUCUGAAAUUGAGACUGAAUUGAAGGAUUCAAUUUUGAGUAUUCCCAAUCAAAUAUUGUCAUUGGUAUAUAUCAACAAUAAAGAAAUCACUACAUUGGUAGAUUUGGCUGUUUUUGAAAACAUGUUGCCAAUUUUAGAUAUGAAUACCGAAACCGGUGUUGAAAGAUUGGUCCAGUUUUACCGUGUUUUAGAUGCUAAAGGGAAAGAGGCUUUUAUUGCAAUUAAUAAAAGACAGCAACGGAUUUCUAAAGUAUUAUUGAUAUAUAUUGAACUAUCGGAGGUAUACAAUAAGGGUGACAAGCUGGAAAACAAGGACAGCAGUGGUAAUGAUGGCACCAACGAAAUAAUUUUGAAAUUAGAUAAAAUCAUUGAGUGGCUAUGUGUGUCGUUUCCUGAAGGAUGGAAUUCUUCAUACUGCUUUGAAAGAUUUUAUAAAUUGGAUCGUGCUAGGUUUUUCCAUUUGAUUAAAGUUUGCAUUUCAUCAGAGUCUGAUCUCGUCACAGUUAAGAACUCGAUGAAAGAAUUACUCAACAAAUUAUCUGAUUCUAAAAAUAUCAGACUAGAAAAUGAAAGAAAUACAGUAACCACUACUGAAAUGACUGAAAACUUUAAACUUUUAUUGUUGAGAGCCUCACCUAUUUUUUACAACCGUUCCAUUGUGGAAGGGUUAAUCAAAUAUUCCAAGCAAGGUGAAAAUGACUACUAUUCUUCCGCAAAUGAAAUAUUGGAACAGAUUUCAUCCAUAAUUCCUGAUGUCUAUAAAUCGCACUUAAGAGCGUUGUCAAAUUUAGUAAUUGAUAAGGGUGAGCAGUCAACAAGCAAAUCUAAUGCUUUGAAAACAGUGUAUCAUUUUGUGAAAAAGUAUCCAGAUUUAUUCCCACAAGAAUUUUCAUUCAUUGAAUCUUUGAAAAAUUUGGCAAUAAAUGGUACACCAGAAGAGGCAAAAUAUGCAAUCAAAAUAAUUGGAUUAAACGAUAAAAAAGAAGUCUAUUGUGGAGGGAUUAUGGAUUCCAUUUAUCCAUUAGACUUGGAAAGUACAAAACUUGCUACAUGCUUAAGCUCAAUCGCGGAAAUAUUUGUUGUUGACAGAUUGGCAAUUCUGGAUAAGGAAAAUGAAUUGACUCCACUUGUUAUCAAGGAAUUUUUUUUGAAAAAUAGAAACCUCGAAAAUUACAAUGUAAAUGAUAAUACAUGGAUUACCACUACUGACUUGGACAACCAUCCUACUUUAUACGAAAAGUUGAUUGCUAUAAGAUUGUUGGUUAAUAAUUUAAAGAGCCUAGAUAAGACAGAUUUGUCUGAAAAGGCAAAAGAAGAAGCGAAACAGAAAGCAUUACCUGUAAUCAAAUUGUUAAUGUCAUUUAUUGGAAAUAAUGGAGAAAUAAUCAACAAGAAUGAUCCAUCUUGGCCUACGCCAGAAUCGUAUAGACUGAGAUUAAGAUUGGCAGCUGGUUUAUAUAUGUUGAAAUUGGCCAAAAUACCCGUUUAUAGUGAAACUAUGUUACUGGCAAGUAUAAGGCGAUUAACAUUUUUGUUGAAUGAUGAAGACUACAAUGUGAGAGCUAAGUUUCUCAAUAGUUUGCAGGGAAAAUUGGCAGAUGAGUUGAUAUCAGAAAAAUUUUUGGCAAUUGUGUUUUUCAGUGCUUUGGAACUGAAUUUUGAACUCAAAAAUGAUGCUACAAUGUGGAUUUCAGCAAUGUUCAAACGUUUGGAGUCUAGAAAGAGUAUCAAAUUUGAAAAAUCAUUGGUUAGACUAAUACAUAUUUUAGCCCACCAUGAGCAGUUUUUGCUGUUGCUAAAAGGUGGGAAUGAUGACGAUAAAUUGGCUUCAUAUAACUAUGCUGCCAGGUUGUUGAUUUUUUAUGUUCAGUUGAUUGCUACUCAGGAAAACGUUUCUUUAUUGUAUUAUUUUGCUAGUCGAGUCAAACAACAUCGUGAUGCCACGAUAGCCACAGUGGAUUAUGAAGCCGAAAAGCCAACUGAACAGAUUUUGAAUUUGUACAGAAUUGCUGAGUUGGCACAAUUGGUGAUCAAGACGUAUGCUGAUGGCAAGAAUUGGCCAAUGCAAACCUGGCCAGGAAAACUCAAGUUGCCACUGGAUAUCUACGCACCAAUGGCUUCAUCUAAAGAAGCGCAAGCUGUUGUCACUGAAAUUUAUAUACCCGAAAAACUUCAAAUUGAAUUACUUGCCAUCAUCAAUAAGAAAAUGCGUACUGGAACUAUUAUAAAGAAUGUGAACACAACAUCUGUUGCACCUAGAUCCCGCCAGAAACGAUCAAAGAAGGUUAGUAGAGUGGAGCCUUCGAAAAGAAAGAAAAAGCUGGCUGUUUCUGAAGCAGUUACCUUUGAACUGAGACGUAAAAGUUCUCGUAAUACAAACAAAGUGAACUACAAAGAUCAACUUCUGUCAGAAGAUGAACUGGAUGGGGAGGACAAGGAUCAUUUGCAUGAGGAUGAAGUUGGUAAUGACAACGAUGACGAUGGAAUUGAUGAGUUUAGUAUUUGA
Molecule: messenger RNA, 3918 nt
Organism: Candida dubliniensis CD36
Lineage: Eukaryota; Fungi; Ascomycota; Pichiomycetes; Serinales; Debaryomycetaceae
Gene: PDS5
Product: Pds5p
Exons: 1
Coding region: 1-3918 (1305 amino acids)
Biological process (GO): DNA repair; mitotic sister chromatid cohesion
Cellular component (GO): chromatin; nucleus
Source: RefSeq, a predicted model, not a curated record